AUGACAGCGGCUGCCGGCAUUGGUGGCAGGCUGUCGUGGAAGGCACUAUGGCAGGUUUCCGGGCUGGGCACGUCCUUCGAAGCUGUGUUUGAUGACCUGUACACCAACGUCUUUUGCGGAGAGGAUGCUUGGGAGCUGUUGCCAAACACGGCCACAUCUUUGGAAUCUCUCCGGUCAUGGUGCUCUGCAAACGACUGCCAGCUGGGUGUGAUGUCAAAUAUGGACAGCAGGCUUUCCACGAUCCUUCAAAGUUUGGGGAUCUUGGACAAGUUUGACUUCGUGUUGACAUCCUACGAAGCGAGAGCAGACAAGCCCUCACCUGUCAUCUUUAAGAAGGCCCUGGAGAAGGCUGGUCUUCCGCCAUCAUCCCAUGCCCUGCAUUGUGGGGAUAGCUUCAAGCGCGACGUGGCUGGAGCCAUCUUCAUGAACUGGACGGCGGUUUUAGUCGAUGGGCGUGUGGACGAGGUGAAGCCGCUGGAGCCAACAGAGGACUGUAAUUUCUCUGUGCACGGUGAUGUGCUGGCAAUGAGAGUUCCUCACAUUGGACACAUCGAAGGUCUGCUGGCUGGCUGA
Symbiodinium pilosum is the source of this 573-nucleotide messenger RNA. NCBI's taxonomy places the organism in Eukaryota, Dinophyceae, Suessiales, Symbiodiniaceae. The record is from the annotation of a GenBank genome assembly.